Molecule: messenger RNA, 1956 nt
Organism: Pleurotus ostreatus (oyster mushroom)
Lineage: Eukaryota; Fungi; Basidiomycota; Agaricomycetes; Agaricales; Pleurotaceae
Gene: OXR1
Product: oxidation resistance protein 1
Exons: 4
Coding region: 1-1956 (651 amino acids)
Biological process (GO): response to oxidative stress
Cellular component (GO): nucleus
Source: RefSeq, a predicted model, not a curated record
AUGACUGCCACGAGCUCCACCACGUCCUCCUCAAAUCUUGUAGAUUUGGAGGCUGCUUUUGAUAAAUUUGCCACUUUGUUUUCUCCAGCGACUCCACGCGCAUCCCCCACGCAACAGGCGAUCCCGCUUCCCGAUGUUGAGUCGCGUAGCGCCCCGACGCAGCCUCACCAUUCCCGGCGAGGACCAUCGACAGGCUCGGCAGAUGAUUUCGGUGCGUUCGUGUCUGUUCCAGCAGCAGAGGAUCCCCUGGCAGCGUUCGCCACGCUGGAUAGCCCACCGGUGGGGCCUGGCACACUCGAUAGUGUCGCAGGUUCGUCGAAACGUCGCUCUGCUGGUCUUGACUUCUUCGACAAGUUCAGCCGCGAUGCGAAAGCUGCUUCGGAGCGAAACAAGAAGGGAGUCCUAGACGAGUUGUUGCAACACGAGGAUGAUCCGCUAUAUUGGCUCAAAGACGCCAAAGAAGACCCGCGAGCUGUUUUAAUAGCCAGUGAUGCUGAGAAGCAGCAAAACGAUGAAUUUGGGGAAAUGGUUCAGGCGGGAAGUCCCAGAAGCUCGAGGGAAGAGUCACUUGUUGAUCUCGGGUUCGAUGACUUCGCGCCCCUGCGGCAGGUCGAUUCUCGUUCAUCUGAUACCUCUGUGGAUAAACCCAAUUCCCAUUCUUCAUCCCCUACACGCCGCUCAAAUCGAUGGUCGAGUACUGCGCAUCCUCCGUUACACCGUAAGCGAUCGUCAUCACUUCACCCGCCCACCCUUGCACCGCCCAUUGCAUCUACAUCAUCCGUUACAUCUGCGCCAUCCCCGGUAGGAGGACAUCCAGAGAACUACUUGCCCUCUGGGUCCCCGCCCCGACCGAUUCCCGUACGUUCCCCGUCAUACCAGACGCUUUCAAGUCUGUCUUCGAAAUGGAUGUCUUCAUUCAUAUCGUCCAACCGCCAGUCCCCACCGGCUAAUACACUGGAAUCACUAUUUGCUCCGUUUGCUUCUGUCGCGCCUUCUCAGUCGACACCUUCUCUGCACCAACCAUCUGCCUCGCAGACACCAACACUGCACCAUGCGUCUACUCUGCCGUUUGCGUCCUCCUCCAUCCCACCAGUUCAAAUAUCUCACGGAACUCCUUUCGCUCCUCCUCCCCCAAACUCUACAACCUCGCCAUUCGGCCCACAUAUAUACAUCCCACCAACAGGUGCUCCCGGCUAUGCUGGAGAGAGUUAUGACUGGGACAAGGGCUUCUCUGAAGAGCUGCAGCACGAACUAUCAUUGGCCAGCGAAAUGAACAGCGAAGUUGCAGCAAAAGUGAAUGGCAAAAGUGAAGACGCCAAUGGCACAGUCACCAGCGUCGGGGGACUAAUGGAGAAGAAGAGUGGAAGUAUCGAGUUGAUAGGGAGGUGGGGAUCUACCGAUGAAGUGCUCAGCACGGGUUUAGCUGAUUUGAUCCGACCACAUCUUCCCGCUCUUUCCCGCCUUUCGCGCAAGUGGAAUCUGGUUUACUCUCUCGAUCAGCAUGGCAUCUCCCUCAAUACACUUUAUGACCGAUGCGAGCGAUUAGGCCAAACUAAGACCUCGACAGGCACUACAAACCGGGGUGCUUUGAUCGUGGUCAAGGAUUCGGGCAAUGUUGUUUUCGGUGCGUGGAUGGGUGAGGGCAUUAGGAUGACCAAAGGGAGAGGGUAUUAUGGUAGCGGGGAAUCCUUCCUCUGGCGGUUUGCAAAUCAUAAACUGGACGUGUACAAAUGGACUGGGAAGAAUGAGUACGUGACAUUGUGUGAAUCAGGGUUUAUAUCUUUCGGCGGAGGGGACGGCCACUAUGGCUUAUACUUGGACGAUACACUGUUCGAUGGCUCUUCUGCGAAGUGCCCUACAUUCGACAAUGACCCACUUUGCUCUCCUGGGCCGAAGAAGGCUGGUGCGGUAUCCUUCGAGUGUGUGGGCUUAGAGGUCUGGAGUGUGGCCUCGUAG